Bombyx mandarina (wild silkworm) is the source of this 4291-nucleotide messenger RNA. RefSeq lists its product as uncharacterized. The record is from RefSeq and is a predicted model, not a curated record. Gene Ontology annotation, molecular function: DNA-binding transcription factor activity, RNA polymerase II-specific; RNA polymerase II cis-regulatory region sequence-specific DNA binding. Gene Ontology annotation, biological process: regulation of transcription by RNA polymerase II. Lineage: Eukaryota; Metazoa; Arthropoda; Insecta; Lepidoptera; Bombycidae. Gene Ontology annotation, cellular component: nucleus.
UGGUGUGGUGGUGGGAUGUAUGGACGUGGGGAUAGGCGCGGGUGCGUGCUGUGACGAAACUAGGACAGUGUAGUUUUUUUUUCGAAGUCGCCGAAAAGUCGAAAGAACAUGUGCGACAUGCAGAACAUGCCAUCAAGAGAUGAUACAUCUUGUGACGAAGAUAGCGAGAUGAAUUUCGCUACGUUUGCUGCGGGGGGUGCACAUUUCGUGACCACUGGAGGGCAGCUACCUGUUACGAAAAUUCAACAGAAUGUGUCGAACAAUGGAAACUCUUUAUCACAGAUGGUAGGUAUGGUGGGGGGUGUCACUAUGGGCGAGGGUGGCAUGCAGUAUGUCCGGUCGCUGGACGGCGGCACCAGCUUGCAGCCCACUCCUCAACUCAUCUCCGUGCCUAUAGCGUUGCCCGGAGUCAAACCUGGUGAUCCGCAACCAACGGUGCAAAUACAGGUGCUCAAUCCGAAUCUACUACAAACUCAGCAACAACCGAAAUAUCAUAUGCAAAUACCCAUACAGGGAUUACAGAAUGGUGCUGUUUUGACCUUGGCGUAUUCACCGGAAACUAACGACGCUGGCACCUUACAGCUUGUCGGACAGAAUUCAUUAGGAGAAGGGCUCCAAGUAUUAACCGCUCUCUCGCCAGAUCUGCAAGUUAUGCAGCCUUCACAAACUCGAACACAUGACAGUGAACAUAACCAGCCUACUAUGCAUCAGGUAUUCAUAACACCGAACCAACAGAUUAUUAUAAAUGGUCCGGAUAAAGCUUUGAACAACAACACAGACAACAAUAAUCCGAACAUCACUAAUAUUACCAUCAAAGAGGAAUGUGAAGAAAACAUUGAUGAUGAAAGUUCACAAGGGACUGAGACAAGUGACAGUAUGUCAUAUCCAUCGAACCCCAGUGAUGAGGCGCUGCUCAUAAAGUACCUCAACCAAUUUCCGCAGGAAAAACAAUCAUUGCCUGCUUCUCUACAACAGUUCUUAAGGCUGAAACAUACUGAGGCAAAAAAGCAGAUGAUCGAAGUUGAAGUUCCACCAGAGCACGACAAAACAGUCGAGGCCGUCGCUGAAGCCAUUCUCAGUGAAGACGGCACUUUAAGAAUAAAAAGCAAGAAAAGAAAGAAAUACAAAAAGAAGCCAAGUAAACUGGCCCGACCGAAGCCAGGGCAGGUUGUCAUAGCGACUGCCGCCGAUGGAACACCCAUAUAUUGCUGUCCAGAAUGUCAGAUGGCAUACCGAGAAAAGGAUGAACUGGAACAACACCUUAGUGUUCACAAGAUCGAGAGGAGAUUUAUAUGUGGAAUCUGUGGCGCUGGUUUGAAACGCAAAGAGCAUCUAGAGAGACACAAGCUAGGACACAACCCGGAGCGGCCCUACGUGUGCUCCGUCUGCACCAAGGGCUUCAAGCGACGGGAACAUCUCAACCUCCACGCCGUGCUGCACUCAGGGGUCAAGACUGAGAUAUGCGGAGAAUGCGGGAAAGGCUUCUACCGUAAGGAUCACCUCCGCAAGCACACACGGUCGCACGAGAGUAAGCGAGCUCGCGAGCAAGCGGACGCGGCCACUGCUGAGAAGCCACAACCUGCCAACAACAAUACUUCUAGUAUACCCGAGAUCACCAUUCAUAUUCCAACGAGUUCAAGCAUGCAAGUGCCCAUCGAGAUAAACAUCCCCCAGCACCUCGUGACGUCACUGGCGUCAGCGCAGCAGCAGCAGCAGCAGCAACAAGCACACGAAACACUGGACGCCCUAUUGGCCCAACACACCUGACACUCUGCUUAGCGGCCGCCCACACCGACGGGGAAACUCACACCAUGCCUUCGAUCCCAGCCCUAGAUAAAUGGGUAAAUGCAUAGUUUUUUUUUUUGAUGUUUAAUAACACUCUAAAAUUAUCUAUUUCAUUUUUCAAUUUAAUAAAUGUAAUGAUUUUUCCCUUUCUAAAGAUUUCCGAAACAAUCAUACCAAGCAAAAGAAUCAAAAAAAGAACGAAAAUUGAGAAAAACCUCCCAUUCACGAGUUCAAAUAUUUGGUUCCACAAUCAUUGAAACUAAUACACUACAAUUACAAUAUUUUUCAGAGGGAACCAAUUAUUUUUAUUGCUUGUUGAUAACGUCAUGCACAAGCCAUCAAUCAUUAUACAUUUAAGAAAUUUGAUCAAAUCAAUGGAAACCUAAAUUUUAAGAACCUGAAUUAGGCGAAUAAAUUAGUUAAUAUUCUAGAUCUUGAAGGGAAAUGUUAGUAGGCUACUUGAUUAUUAAUUUCCUUUAUUGCGAAUAAAAUUUAAAUUAUAAGAUUGUUCUCGUAAAUUUAUGAAUUUUUAUAAGUCCCCGAAUGCUUCUUCUUAAAUAUAGAGCAACAAUGAAAUAGGUAUAUAUGGAUAAUGUUAUUGAUAGUGUAUAUGAAAUGAUUUAUUUUUGUAAGAACAUUGAAUAUUCAGUAAAUUAGCUAGCUGUACAGUUUUAUAUACAUAUCACACAUUUCGUGUAAAAAUAGCUUCAUUUCAUGCGUAAAAUUUAAGUUCGCAGUUGUGAUGUUGGCAAAAUGUAGACAUAGUACACAUUUAACAAGCAUAUUUCAGAACUACAAAUAAUUAGUGUAAUGUAGAAAGCACUAAAGUGAAUGAAAACAAUAUAUAAUUUUAAACAGGGUUCUUUGAAAAAGGGAUUAGCAUAUUGUUCAAAUGAGCAAGAUAUAAUGGUUUGUAAAUAAUUUAGAAUUUUGUACGGUACACUUUAGUUGACUGUGAAUAUAUUGCAGUGUAUAGUUUAGAAUUUUCUUUGCGAUAUAUCUAAAUGUUUGAAAUGUCGAAUUGUCAUACUAAAUAGAGGUCAUGUAUAUAAUCUAGAACUUUUUAAAAUAACUCUUAAAAUAUCCCUGUAUCAGUUAUAUUAUUAUUGAACUAAUAUUUUACCUCUGUUUUUAAGUAUUUGGAUUACAUUGUACUUUACUAUGUUAAUUGAAAGCAAUUACCUGUAUUAAUGGUUUUAGAGUAUAUAUAGAUAGUAUAGAAUAUGCGCAAAAGGUUAUAUUAUAUAUGAAAUAUUAAUUGUAUUCUAAUGGUAAUCUGAUAUAACUGUUAUGUUACUAUCAUGCAAGAAUUUGUUGACUUUAGAUGGUGAAUGCAUGAGUUCUGCCUAAGUUUUAAAUAAUAUAGUCAUUAAUUGAAUUCAUAUUCAUAUUCACAUUCACAAUAUAUUGCUCUACUGGAUUGAAAUGAAAGAAAAUAAAGUAUCGGUAGAUAUUUGAAAUCUACAUUUAUAUAUUUUAAAUUGAGUAUUGUCAAACACAAUAAAUCCUGUCACUGAGACUUUGGAACCAAAUGUUGAGAAAAAAAUUGAGUUAUUAAUUGAGAAUUUGAAUUCAUUACAAAAGCCAUAUGUUUUCAUUUCUUAUUAUGGAUACACUGCCUUCGUAUACAUAUUACUAAAAUAUUUUGAGUUAUUUGCUUUAUGUAUAAGGCGCGGCUAACAUCAAAUAUUUGAUUUAAUAAGUGAUAUAAAUAAAAAUUGCAUUGCAUCGCUCGAUUAGUUUUAAGCAGCGGUUCAUCUAUGCCGUGAUAUUGCUGACAAUAAGCGAUAGUGAUCACUUACUGUCAGGUAGGCGCAGCUACCGGGGCGCAAAAUUAUCACAACGCUAAAGCCCCCACCUUUGUAUGAGGUUAAAAUCACGUUUGUCAAUUGUAUUGUGAUAUGUUCUUUGUAUUCCCUUCUUACACGACAUUGAAGCUACGGUUCGAUCUAUUUAUUAUUUUUAAAGACAUGGAGCGAUGUAUGAUAGAAAAUAGCACGUAUGUCUUUAUAAUAAAACUAAAAAUACAAUGCGGUGAAUGAUAAUCUACCGAGCACAAGGUCCUGAAUUGUAUGUCUUUCUAUACGGAUAGUAAGGUUUGUAUAUUUUUUAAAAUUUCAAUAAAAUUUAACUUUUACUCUCGUAUUAUGUAUCGAAAGGUCAUAUUGUUUUUUUUUUUUAAUUCAAAACGAAUUUGACAUUGAUGUUUUGCGAUAUGGAGUGUAAGGAGUACCACCUCAGUGUAUUAAAAAGAGUGCCCUAAAAGGGAGCCAAUUAAGAUGGCGCCACAGUACCAUGUGAAAAGAUUUAAAAAACGGAACGUGUGACGCUGUGGUAAUUUUAAACAAGAAAAAUCAUCGCCAGUGAAAUUUCACAUGUGAAGAAAUGAUUGUGAUUUUUUUUAAAUUCAUCCAAUGAAAAUGAAUUAAAAGUAGCAAUCAUUUCCAUGCCUACAGCGCAUUUCACUCUGUUUAAAACUACUAUAUUCAUAUCAUUUCCUCUUCCU